AUGGCAACAGAAGAUUUUAUGGAGCGUAUGAAAUGGUCUGUUGAUCAACAUGACGAAGAAGAAAAUCUUUCAAAGUCGAAUAUUGCUAUGAAAUAUUUGUUAUUAACAAAGUUUGAUGUUUCAAAAGCUGUACAAUUAUACCGAUUUCAUGAGAUUUUACGUCAAAAAGAAAUGCUUGAUCGAAUACCUUUAAAUAAUCCAAAUUUAAUUAGAGAAAUAGAAUCGGGAAAUUUUUUUAUAUUAGUAAGUAUCGAAUUAUUUUCACUGCAUAUAUUUCGUCUAACUGUUAAACAACUUGAGAUACGAUCAACUAAAUAA
Molecule: messenger RNA, 318 nt
Organism: Didymodactylos carnosus
Lineage: Eukaryota; Metazoa; Rotifera; Eurotatoria; Philodinida; Philodinidae
Source: the annotation of a GenBank genome assembly